Camellia sinensis is the source of this 510-nucleotide messenger RNA. The record is from RefSeq and is a predicted model, not a curated record. Lineage: Eukaryota; Viridiplantae; Streptophyta; Magnoliopsida; Ericales; Theaceae.
AUGUCUGAUGUGGUACGUAAGAGGACAUCAGCGGCACCACCAUCAAAGGAGGCAUCACAUCGACCACUAUUAGUGGCACCACCAUUAGAGGAGGCAUCACAGCGAGCACUAUUAGUGCCACCGCAUCGACCACCAUUAGUGGUACCACAGCAGCUAUCAUCUACUCAGCCUCCACGCCUACCAUUGGUGCGUCCACCAUCAGUGGCACCACCAUUAGAGGAGGCAUCAGAGCGAGCACCAUUAGUGCCACCGCAUCGACCACCAUUAGUGGCACCACAACAGCUAUCAUCUACUCAGCCUCCACGCCUACCAUUGGUGCGUCCACCAUCAGUGGCACCACCAUUAGAGGAGGCAUCACAGCGAGCACCAUCAGAGGAGCCAUUAGUGCCACUGCAUCGACCCCUAUCAGUGGCACCGCAGCAGCUAUCAUCCCGACUGGAGUCAUCGACUUAUGAGCCAUCCGCAGACCCUUCGUCGUCUUCACAGCCUCCCUCAGGUAUAAGAAAUUGA